CAAUUUUGAAAGAUCUUCCUCUGAAAUUUUCCCUCGCAUCUAUGAAAGACAUGGGCGAAAAGCACGUUUCCAAAGACGAGUGCAUGAUCCUGAACGACAUUCUCGGCAUCAAGACUCUCUCCGGAUGUUACGCUAUGAACCGUAAUGAUUUGGAGGACAACUUUACGAUUCCGGGAGAGAACAAAUUUGAAGGCAAAGACGCUCAGCUUUAUCGCAAUUCGUGGCUUAUGCCCCGCAUGGCUCGUCGCCUGACUCGCAAUAACAAACACCAUGUCAGCAACUGGCGUCAGGAUCCGAUUAUUGAUGAUGCAGAAUGCGCCCGGCUUCGAUUACUGUUGACCAACAAGUUGGAUACAUCUGAGCAAGUCCAUAUCAACCUCCCCAAGGCAUGCCGUGACUCAAAACCGAUUUCUCUUUAGUUGUCCUGAGUUAAAUUACUAUCUUUGAAGAAUGUCGUACAAGCGGCUCCACUCACCAUUCCCUUCCAUUAGACGAAACCGAAAAAGAGACGGACAAGCUCUGUACUUUUUUGUAAGCGACCACGUAGUCUCAAUGAGCCAUAGUGCAUUGUUUCUAUAGGGAUCAUUUACUGCAGGAUUGGGCUAGAUUUACAUCAUACUAACAAAAAAAAUUAAGUUACUGCU
Molecule: messenger RNA, 644 nt
Organism: Phaeodactylum tricornutum CCAP 1055/1
Lineage: Eukaryota; Bacillariophyta; Bacillariophyceae; Surirellales; Neidiaceae
Exons: 2
Coding region: 42-419 (125 amino acids)
Source: RefSeq, a predicted model, not a curated record